This is a messenger RNA of Erythranthe guttata (spotted monkey flower), 4056 nucleotides long. Its product is annotated as putative phospholipid-transporting ATPase 9. Gene Ontology annotation, cellular component: plasma membrane. Gene Ontology annotation, molecular function: ATPase-coupled intramembrane lipid carrier activity; ATP binding; magnesium ion binding. The record is from RefSeq and is a predicted model, not a curated record. Lineage: Eukaryota; Viridiplantae; Streptophyta; Magnoliopsida; Lamiales; Phrymaceae. Gene Ontology annotation, biological process: phospholipid translocation.
AUAUUUGUUUAUUACAAGGUGGUUUGGGUGUAAGUAAACCCCUCUGAUUCCCUUCUAGGUAUUUGAGUAUUCAAAGAGAGAGAGAGAGAAGCCCAAGAACAGAUAUCCUUAUUAAAUCUUCUGGGCAUUUUUUAUUUAUUUUUUAAUUUUUUGCUUUUGGAGAUUUUAAGGAUGAAAAAUACUGGGAGAAAGAAGAAGUUCAGUUUCAGCAAGAUCUACUCAUUCAAACGUGGGAAAGGACAAUCAUCAUCGUCGUCGAAAGACGAACAGUCACAGAUUGGGGGGCCUGGUUUUUCAAGAAUUGUUGUCUGCAAUAAGGGAGCAGGAGAGGAAGAAGAAAAUGGUAGUAGUGUUGGGUAUUAUGCGAAAAAUUAUGUUAGGACAACAAAGUACACAGGUGCAACUUUCUUGCCGAAAUCUCUGUUUGAGCAGUUUAGGAGGGUGGCUAAUUUCUUCUUUCUGGUGACUGGUGUUCUUUCUUUCACUGCCCUUGCACCUUAUUCUGCAGUCAGUGCUAUCGUGCCUCUCGUUUUCGUUAUCGGUGCUACCAUGGUUAAGGAAGGUAUCGAAGAUUGGCGUCGUAAACAACAGGACAUUGAGGUCAACAACAGAAAAGUCAAAGUGCACGAAGGUUCCGGAAAGUUCAGCCAAACCGAAUGGAAAAAUCUGAAAGUGGGAAACAUUGUCAAAGUGGAAAAAGACGAAUUCUUUCCGGCAGAUUUGAUUCUACUUUCCUCAAGCUACGAAAACGCAGUCUGCUACGUUGAGACGAUGAAUCUCGACGGCGAAACGAAUCUGAAACUCAAACAAGCCUUAGAAGUGACAUCAUCCUUAAACGAGGAAGACCUAAAAGAUUUCCGAGCCACAAUCAAAUGCGAAGAUCCAAACGCAAAUCUUUACAGUUUCGUCGGCACUAUGGAAUUCGAAGAGCAACAACACCCUCUCUCUCCUCAACAGCUUCUCCUUCGAGACUCAAAAUUAAGAAACACCGAUCAUAUUUACGGGGCAGUUAUUUUCACGGGCCACGACACAAAGGUUAUCCAAAACUCGACCGAACCUCCCUCGAAGAGAAGCAAGAUCGAGAAGAAAAUGGAUAAAAUCGUCUACUUAUUAUUCGGCGUUCUGUUUUUGAUGGCUUUUGUGGGGUCCGUUUAUUUCGGCGUCGUGACGAAAAACGACUCGGGCAGAAGGUGGUACCUAAGGCCAGACGAUGCUAACGUAUUUUUCGAUCCGAAACGAGCCACGUUUGCUGCCGUGUUUCAUUUCCUGACAGCGUUGUUACUAUACAGCUAUUUAAUCCCGAUUUCUUUAUACGUUUCGAUUGAAAUAGUCAAAGUGUUGCAGAGCAUUUUCAUCAACCAAGAUGUUAAUAUGUACUACGAAGAAACCGACAAGCCAGCUCGUACAAGGACCUCGAAUCUGAACGAGGAAUUAGGACAGGUGGACACGAUUCUUUCGGACAAGACAGGCACUUUGACUUGUAAUUCAAUGGAGUUCAUCAAGUGCUCAAUAGCCGGCAUUGCUUACGGCUACGGUGUGACUGAAGUCGAAAAGACUAUGGCGAAGAGAAAAGGGUCUCCGUAUAACAGUUCUCAGAUUCGAUCCACGAUCAAAGGGUUCAAUUUCGACGACGAGAGAAUCAUGAACGGGAAUUGGGUUAACGGGCCCCGCUCAGAUGUUGUAGAGAAAUUCUUUCGAUUGCUUGCGAUCUGUCAUACAGCAAUUCCAGAUAUUGAUGAAAAUACGGGGAAAGUUACGUACGAAGCUGAGUCACCGGACGAGGCUGCGUUUGUUAUUGCCGCUAAAGAGUUCGGUUUUGAGUUCUUUAAAAGGACGCAGACGAGUGUUCAUGUGAAUGAGUUGUGCCCCGUUAUCGGAGAGAGUGUAAAAAGGUCGUACAAACUGUUGAAUAUUAUAGAAUUUAAUAGUUCAAGAAAAAGAAUGUCGGUUAUAGUACGGGACGAGGAAGGAAAUCUACUAUUGCUCUGCAAAGGUGCCGACAGUGUGAUGUUUGAGAGAUUGGCUGAAAAUGGAAGAGAAUACGAAAACGAAACGAGAGAACAUGUCAACGAGUAUGCUGAUGCAGGAUUGAGGACUUUGAUUCUUGCUUAUCGAAAACUCGGUGAACAAGAGUAUAAUUUGUUCGAAGAAAAGUUUCUGGAGGCCAAGAAUUCGGUCAGUGUCGACCGUGGGGCUCACAUAGACGAAGUGACUGAAGAAAUAGAGAAAGAUUUGAUUCUUCUCGGUGCAACUGCCGUUGAAGACAAGCUCCAACAAGGGGUGCCUGAAUGCAUAGACAAGCUUGCUCAAGCAGGGAUAAAAAUAUGGGUUUUGACUGGCGAUAAGAUGGAAACCGCCAUUAAUAUCGGAUAUGCAUGUAGCUUGCUUAGACAAGGAAUGAAACAAAUAACUAUUACAUUGGACAAACCAGAGAUCGCAGCUCUGGAAAAAACGGGAGAUAACGACGUAAUUGCCAAGGCUUCAAAGCAAAGUGUUGUUAGGCAGAUUACUGAAGGGAAGAAUCAAGUCGAUGAUUUGAACUCUGAGGCUCUUGCUUUGAUUAUCGACGGGAAAUCACUUGCGUAUGCAUUAGACGAAGACGUAAAAAAAUUGUUCCUUGAACUUGCAAUCGGCUGUGCAUCUGUAAUAUGUUGCCGCUCGUCUCCAAAACAGAAGGCAUUGGUCACAAGACUUGUCAAAGAAGGAACAAAGAAGAUCACUCUGGCGAUAGGCGAUGGAGCCAACGAUGUCGGAAUGCUUCAAGAAGCAGAUAUUGGAAUCGGAAUCAGUGGUGUCGAAGGAAUGCAGGCUGUAAUGUCGAGUGAUAUAGCAAUUGCCCAGUUCCGAUUCUUGGAGCGGUUGCUUCUGGUGCAUGGACAUUGGUGCUACGAUAGAAUCUCUUCAAUGAUUUGCUACUUUUUCUAUAAGAAUGUCACCUUCGGCUUCACGGUGUUCUUAUACGAGGCAGCCGCAUCGUUUUCCGGACAACCUGCGUAUAAUGACUGGUUUUUGUCCCUUUACAACGUUUUCUUCACUUCAUUACCCGUGAUUGCUAUGGGGGUCUUCGACCAAGAUGUCUCCGCUACAUAUUGUCUAAAGUUCCCUUUACUAUACCAAGAAGGCAUGCAAAACGUCCUAUUCAGCUGGCGGCGUAUAAUUGGCUGGAUGCUCAACGGUGUAUGCAGCGCAGUCAUAAUCUUCUUCCUCUGCGUAAAGACACUAAGCCCGCAAGGGUUCAACAAACAAGGCAAGAUCGCAGAGUACCAAAUCCUCGGAGCAACAAUGUACACGUGCGUCGUCUGGGUAGUAAACUGCCAGAUGGCGCUAGCGAUCAGCUACUUCACGCUUAUCCAGCACGUCUUCAUAUGGGGCGGAGUGGCCGCAUGGUAUCUCUUCCUAUUGGCCUACGGGGCAAUGCCCCCCAAGAUAUCCACAACGGGGUAUAAGGUUUUCGUGGAAACCCUAGCACCGACCCCGUUUUUCUAUCUAGUGACGGUUUUCGUUGUAGUUUCGGCGCUUGUGCCUUAUUUUGCGUACAAGGCCGUUCAGAUGAGAUUCUUUCCGAUGUACCAUGGCAUGAUCCAGUGGAUAAGGUACGAGGGUAAAAUCGAGGAUCCGGGGUACUGCGAAAUUGUGAGGCAAAGGUCUAUCAGACCGACAACUGUCGGUUUGACUGCUCGUUCUUUGGCAAGAACAAGCCCUUUGAAAGAUAAUAAAAAUCAGAGAAGUAGAUAACAUCCUCCGUCCCCUCCGGGCCCUGUUUUCAAGAAACGGGCUUUUUUUUUUAAAUGUAGAUAAAAUUCUGGCUGUACAUGAUAUUGGUGGCGGUGGCGGUGGUUCGUUUCGUUUGUCAAGUACAAACCUAGGAGUCUGCAUAUAAGUGUAUAGAUUUUGAUUGUAUCGUAUGUUGUACAAACUAUGUAUCGGUUUGGCUGCACUAGUUUGUACAUUUCUUUCGAUCUUUGUACCUUGUACAAUACGGCAUCUCGAGAAUAUUACACAAGUGAGAUAAAUUGUAUGUUGUGAUUCUGAUAUAAAGAUCAAAUUUUUUUUUCU